AAGGGCAAAUUCACUAUCACUCACCUAUAAAAACUUCCUACUCACUUCCAAAAUAUACACUAAUUCCUUCUCUUAUAUCCAACUCAAAGAAAAAUGUCUUUGAUAACAGAUGAUAUAAGAGCCAAGGCAACAGAAUUGUACCAUGGAAAUGAUGUAUGUUUGGCUCAAUCAAAGAGGCUUCUUAGAGAAGUUGGGCUACCAAACGGGCUUUUACCUUUACAAGAUGUUGAGGAAUGUGGGUAUAUAGAAGAAACAGGUUUUGUAUGGGUUAAACAAAAGAAGGAAAUCAAGCAUAAGUUUGAGAAGAUAGGUAAGUUAGUAAGCUAUGCAAAUGAAGUUACUGCUUAUGUUGAACCUUGUAAGAUAAGGAAACUUACUGGUGUUAAGGCAAAAGAGUUUCUUAUUUGGGUAACUAUCUCUGAAAUUACUAUUGAUAGUCCUGAAAGUGAAAAGAUUGUGUUUAAGAAUCCGACUGGCAUUUCUAAGGUGUUUCCGACCAGCGCGUUUGUUGUGGAGGAAACUGAGGUGGCUACUAAGGUGGCGCGGAAGGAUGCGGAGGAGAAGGAAGCUGAGGCAGCCACCGCGGAGAAAGACAAGCAUGGUACUAACAAUGGGGUUGAGGUUGCGGCUGCCGCCGUGGCUAAUGUGGUUAAGGAAGUGUAGUUGAUCUGAUGACAAGUAAUUAAGUAUGUUUGCAUAAGAAUUUAGAGUUUGUUUUUGUAGGGAGAUUUGAGAUUCUAUGCUAAUUAAAGAUGUCUUUGAUCAAUUGAAAUAAGUAGUAAUAUAUAUGCAUGGAAUUGGAUCGUAAGAAGUGGCUCUUGCUCACUCUUUCUCUUGUCAACUUGAUUAAUUCUAUGAUGCUUUGUUUACAAAUUACGAUCUACAUUGAGUAAUGAGUUGUUGAUGUUUCUAAUAUUCAUACUCUUUUCAACAUGUUCAACAUCCGACGGUUUUUCAUGAUCGAAAAAGUUCAUCCUUUAUCAAACAUCUAUAUGAUACAAUCAUCAAAAUCUUCUAGAAUAAGACUAAUUGUUUAAUUGAAACCUUAUUUUCUAACGCACUCAAAUAUGACUCAAUUCGAAUAAUACGACUUUAUCGCUCAACAAACUUGAAUGAUUGACUUAAAAAAGGAGGUGAUCAUAAGACAUUCACAUACACUCAUAACAUAAUGUAUGAAGAUUGAAGACGAUUAUAUACAAAUCAAUUGUUAGGUAUUAGUCCUAUUACAGUCUUUAAUUGAUAUACAUAAAAAGACUGUGAUGGGAAACC
Molecule: messenger RNA, 1269 nt
Organism: Amaranthus tricolor (Joseph's coat)
Lineage: Eukaryota; Viridiplantae; Streptophyta; Magnoliopsida; Caryophyllales; Amaranthaceae
Exons: 1
Coding region: 94-663 (189 amino acids)
Source: RefSeq, a predicted model, not a curated record